This is a messenger RNA of Anthostomella pinea, 855 nucleotides long. Lineage: Eukaryota; Fungi; Ascomycota; Sordariomycetes; Xylariales; Xylariaceae. The record is from the annotation of a GenBank genome assembly.
AUGCCACGUUGCGUCGGCUGGUCCUCAUUAUUCGCCCGAGACCGCUUCUGGACUAUCAAAGUCCUCCUCUUUUCGGUCGUGCUACGACUUGUCGUAGAAAUCGGCCCAGAACUUAAGCUCUUUAUUCGGAUCCUGUCCAUCAUCGCCUGCACCUACGACAUUCUGUGGGCCUUCGGGAUCGUAGGAGCGCCCGACACGACAACCGUAGCCGAACAGCUUGACGACCUGGAAGAGUCAGGCGAAGCAGUCUGGAAGCUGGGAUUACCUCAAACUCAACUGCAGUGGAAGCAAGAAGACGCGGCGAUGGAUUCCAAUGUAGGAAUCCCGGCGUUGGAGAUCGCGAUCGCCGACCUUUGCGUGAACAUAGUCUCCGCAAACUUCGACCUGCAAGAUACGAUCAGCAGCCAGUAUCAACUAGACCUCUGGCGAAGCAGUCUCCCCGGUCUCAUAUUCCUGACGAAGCUGGAUCUCGCUCUGAAACAAAUCAAUGACCGGACCAAGGCGUGCAAAGAGCAUGUCAAGCAGCAAGAGGAUGACGCUUGGCGCCGAGGUCGCAACCGCUGGAAUAAACAUCGUGGCUACCUCGAGAAGGGUGACUAUUCCCAGCCUCCCCCCAGCCUAGCGAAAGGCAAUAAAUCUCCGCUGUCCUCAGUUUACACCGCACUCGAUGAGCCUCGAACCGAACUCACCCACACCGAGGAAACCACCGAAGAGAACACGUUGGAGUUUGAGGGAGCAGGGUCUCUGAGCUGGGAAGAUUACGAAAGCCAGGGAAACGCGAGCCACGAUCCGAUUAAAGCUCAUCGUGAGGUACUGAAGCAACAGAUUGCGUCUGAACGUCAGAAGUGGGCUUAG